AUGUCGGCCCUCCCUAUGGCAGCUCCGCCCAAGAGCCCCUUGGCUCGUUACCGCAUUCUCUCUCCGACGGCUUCCGUUCGCGUGAGCCCUCUGUGUUUGGGCGCCAUGAACUUUGGCGACGCCUGGAAGGGAUACAUGGGUACUUGCGAUCAAAAGACUGUCGAAGAGAUCCUCGACUUCUUUCAUGAGCAGGGGGGCAACUUCAUCGACACCGCCAACAACUACCAAUUCGAAGAGUCCGAAGAGUGGAUUGGCGAAUGGAUGAAGAAAAGAGGCGUUCGUGACCAAAUGGUCAUUGCAACCAAGUAUACCACAAACUUCCAAGCGGGCCCCAACGCGCCGGGCAUCAUGGCCAACUUCACCGGCAACGGAUCCAAGAGCUUGCAUACCUCUGUAGAGGCAAGCUUACGCAAGCUGAAGACCGACUACAUUGACCUCGUGAGCAGCUUUGUCUCUUAUCUUUCAAGCGAUGUCACUUACACAGAGCAGCUCUACGUCCACUGGUGGGACUAUUCUACUUCUAUUCCGGAGCUGAUGCAGUCUCUCAACAACCUCGUCAUCACCGGCAAGGUCCUCUUUCUCGGCAUCAGUGAUACCCCGGCUUGGAUCGUCAGCAAGGCCAAUGAAUACGCCAGAAAUCAUGGACUACGCCAAUUCUCCGUAUAUCAAGGUCGAUGGUCUGCUGCCUCACGAGACUUCGAGCGAGAGAUCAUUCCCAUGACCAAGGCUGAAGGAAUGAGCUUGGCACCCUGGGGCGCGCUCGGCGGUGGCGCUUUCAAGACGGAAGAGCAACGCAAGUCCCAGGAGGGCCGCAAAGUUCAGGCUAGCGAAGCGCAAAUCAAGAUCAGUCAGGUGCUGGAAAAGAUCGCCAACAGCAAAGGGACAAUCAUCACGAGUGUUGCUUUGGCUUAUGUCAUGCAAAAGACGCCUUACGUCUUCCCCAUUGUCGGCGGUCGCACUGUCGAUCAUCUGAAGCAAAACAUCGAAGCAUUAGCCCUGGAUCUCUCCGAUGAAGAAAUUCAGGAGAUCGAAGGAGCUGUGCCGUUCGAUAUGGGCUUCCCCCACAACUUUUUAUGGGGAGAGAAGGUCCCGUCGAACCCUGGCGAAGUCUGGUUGUUGAACAUGGGAGGAACUUUCGACUAUGUACCAGAGCCCAAGGCUAUCGCACCCAAAGAAGGCGGAAAGUAG
Molecule: messenger RNA, 1188 nt
Organism: Colletotrichum paranaense
Lineage: Eukaryota; Fungi; Ascomycota; Sordariomycetes; Glomerellales; Glomerellaceae
Product: aldo/keto reductase
Exons: 6
Coding region: 1-1188 (395 amino acids)
Source: RefSeq, a predicted model, not a curated record